CAAGGUCCUUCAUUUGCAACUCCGACUUCUUUUUGGCUUGAUCACUUGCAGCAAGAUUAGCUGCUUAUAUCUCUGAAAAUGCCAUCCUCAACGGCGGCGUACUUACAAAACACUUCACCAAAUUCAAAUGGUGCACCCUCGACGCGCUCAACUUCAUUAACGAUUCAUCCGUCCGCACUCUUCUCGAUCCUUGACCACUACCUUCGCCGAACAGAUGCUCAACAUCGUGUCAUUGGUACCCUUCUUGGUACCCGCACAGACUCGACCGUUGUCGUGAAAUCUGCAUUUGCUGUUCUCCACUCGGAGACCGACGAGCAGGUUGCCGUAGACAUGGACUACCACCGUGCUAUGUACGACCUCUGCAUUCGUGUUAGACCCAAUGAAACCAUCGUAGGAUGGUACUCCACUGGCUCAGACCUGAACACGUACUCUGCCUUGAUCCAAAAUUUCUACUCCCAAGAGACCGCGCCACAUCAAGCGGUACACGUUGCCCUUGAUACUGGAACGGAGGAUGGCAAGGGUGCUGGAGUGAAGGCAUACGUAAGCUCACCAGUUGGGAUCUUCCCAAAACCUGAAAAUUGUGUAUUUGUUCCAAUCCCUUGCGAACUCCGCUUCCACGAAGCAGAACGCAGUGGCCUUGACCUGUUGUUGUCUUCGAACCCGUCAUCCACCCAAACCGACCUCGAUGUUCUUGCUUCCGCAUUGACAGAGGUGCAAAAUAUGCUCAACAGAGUACUUGAAUAUGUUCAGUCUGUCUUGCGUGGUGAGGUUGUUGGGGAUAAGGCAGUCGGAAGGUACCUUAUGGAUGUAUUGGGCACCGGCGUGGAGGAGGAUGGCGGCUGGACUGCUGGACUCCAAGACACUUUGAUGGUGACCUAUCUCGCGAACUUGGUUCGAAGCCAAGCCGAGGUUUCUGCAAGAUUAGCGUUGACCACCGCAGCAUGAGCAACGUGGCGGGUAUUCCUAGUGUCCGAACGCGAUUGAAGCCAUUCAUUAUAUCACCUAGCUCGAUUUGCUUUCCGCCGAUGAUCCACACUUCAUCUGCGAAAAUUUUGGCUGCUGUAUCAGUGUUCUGUACCGCUGUAUCAGUCAUUUCAUUUCAUCCUCAUGCGCCUCUGCAGAACAGCUGCACUCAGCAAUCCCAGUUGAUGUGUGUGAUCGUCUGCGAUAAUGUCGCAGUCGCCACCUUUUUUGUUCACGUGGAGGGGAAAGA
Suillus paluster is the source of this 1213-nucleotide messenger RNA. RefSeq names its product Mov34-domain-containing protein. Gene Ontology annotation, cellular component: eukaryotic translation initiation factor 3 complex, eIF3m. The record is from RefSeq and is a predicted model, not a curated record. Gene Ontology annotation, biological process: translational initiation. Bases 79 to 945 code for a protein of 288 amino acids. NCBI's taxonomy places the organism in Eukaryota, Fungi, Basidiomycota, Agaricomycetes, Boletales, Suillaceae. The transcript has 4 exons. Gene Ontology annotation, molecular function: metallopeptidase activity; translation initiation factor binding; translation initiation factor activity.